AUGGGUCAGAGCCUCAUCGGCAAAAUUCAGGCCAAGCUGGAGCUCUUCCGCCUCGAGAAGCGAUAUACCCGUCGUCGCAACCGCCGAUGCACCUUCCAGUCCAACGCAAUCUACGUCGACGGCGAAUACGUUUAUCAAACCCCGAAUACCACGGGCUCGUCCGCCGAGUCCAGCCACGCGCACGUAGAUGCACUCCACGGUGAAAUGGUGUCGCCCGCCAAGAACGUACCCGUCAAUACCUUUCCCGCGACGUCCCGCCCGCAAAUGGCGGUGCCUGAAGGCAAAAGAUUGAACCGAUUAAGCUCCAUUCCCAGCCUCGGCAGUGUUUUUGGGUCCAAGGAAAGACCGCGAGUUGUCGAGCGAUGCACCAGCAUGAUCAGAUGA
Metarhizium album ARSEF 1941 is the source of this 384-nucleotide messenger RNA. RefSeq lists its product as uncharacterized. Bases 1 to 384 code for a protein of 127 amino acids. The record is from RefSeq and is a predicted model, not a curated record. Lineage: Eukaryota; Fungi; Ascomycota; Sordariomycetes; Hypocreales; Clavicipitaceae. The transcript has a single exon.